CGCGUGUCGCUCACAGUUGCGGACAAGUCUGAGCAGCCCGAGUUGGUGACGGUUGCGGUCGACCUUGGAAUCACUGCGCUACGCCUCGGCACCUGCGCGCUCAUGGUGCACCACGGUUUCGACAAGAUCCAGAACGUCGACGGCUUCUCCGCGAACGUGGUCGCAAAGUUCUUUGGCUUCCUUCCUGGCCCUCCGCAGUUUUGGACCCUGUCGGCCGCCGCCACCCAGAUCGUGGGUGCGGGGUUGCUCAGCGUCGGCGCAUUCUCGCGCCCGACCGCGGCCGCGAUGUCGGCGACGAUGAUCACUGCGGUCGUCUUCCACCUGCUAAACACUGGUGGCGAGGCGUUCCCGCUCGGCAUCCCGAAGGCCCACUCGUACAACUUUGAGCUCGCGGCCAUGUACGUGCUCGUGCUCGGUUAUUUCACCGUCAACGGCGCGGGCAAGUACUCUGUC
Messenger RNA from Emiliania huxleyi CCMP1516, 453 nucleotides. RefSeq lists its product as hypothetical. The record is from RefSeq and is a predicted model, not a curated record. The annotation marks the transcript as partial. Gene Ontology annotation, cellular component: plasma membrane. The transcript has 2 exons. Lineage: Eukaryota; Haptophyta; Isochrysidales; Noelaerhabdaceae.